Molecule: messenger RNA, 2400 nt
Organism: Peromyscus eremicus (cactus mouse)
Lineage: Eukaryota; Metazoa; Chordata; Mammalia; Rodentia; Cricetidae
Gene: Pla2g4c
Product: phospholipase A2 group IVC
Biological process (GO): glycerophospholipid catabolic process
Cellular component (GO): cytosol; nucleoplasm; nuclear envelope
Molecular function (GO): calcium-dependent phospholipid binding; calcium ion binding
Source: RefSeq, a predicted model, not a curated record
UUUGUCCUGGGAAGCUCUGGGGUUUACUUUGCCACUGGACUCCAGGAAGAAGAGAAGUCAUCUGUGAACAAACGUAGCCCCAAGGUGUUGGAGGCUCUGCAAAAGCUGAGCAGAGCAGCGACAUGGGGCAGCUGUCACCUUACCUUGGAUACCCUCCUGUUCCUUACAUUGUCCACUGGUUCUAAUUGUCCUUCCUCUAAUGUCCAGGCUCCAGUCAUUGCUGUCCUAGGCUCUGGUGGGGGGCUGCGGGCCCACAUCGCUUAUCUUGGGGUACUGAGUGAAAUGAAAGAACUUGGCCUGUUGGAUGCUAUCACAUACCUCGCAGGGGUCUCCGGGUCCACUUGGGCAUUGUCUUCAUUCUACAUCAACAGUGGGAAUAUGGAAGGGAUGGAAGAGGAGCUGAAGCAUGGAUAUGAGCAGAAUAGGUGGCACUUUGGAGAGAGCCUGAAGAAAGCCGGACAGGCAGCAAGGAGGGAGAACUACUCCAUGACUGAUUUUUGGGCCUAUUUUGUUGUUUCUAGGCAAACCAGAGAGCUGCAGGACUCCAAUUUGUCCAGCAUAAAGAAAGAAGUGGAAGAAGGCCUGCUGCCUUACCCAAUCUUUGCAGCCAUCGAUGGUGACCUUCAGCCUGACUGGAGGAAGAGAAAAACUCGGAAGUCCUGGUUUGAAUUCACCCCUCACCAUGCUGGCUACCCUGCACUUGGGGCUUUCGUUCCCAUCACACAGUUUGGAAGCAGAUUUGAGAAUGGAACACUGGUUAGACCUGAGCCUGAGAGAGACUUGACUUACCUGAGAGGUUUAUGGGGAAGUGCUCUAGCUGAUAUUGAAGAAAUUAAGAAAUAUAUUUGGGACAUGUUAAGGGACCUGAGAGAAAAAUUGAAGCAGAAAGCAGAGGCUAAAGCAGCGACAUACAUGGAACCUCCAGAGGUGCAGGUGGAUGAAGCGCUCUUGGAUUUAAUGAUGGCUUAUGUCAAAGAUCAGAAUGACCCCAGCAUCAAGGACAAGCUCCGGGACCUGCAGCAGGUUCUGAGUGCUGAGAGAGAUGAGUUUGGCGAACAGAAAUACAUCUGGCUGGCUGAGAUAGUCCAGAAUUGGGAUGAGAUCUCUCCCAAGGAGAAGGAGCAGUUUCUGGAAUAUCUGUUGUACUGCUUCAUGAGGCCACGAGAGCUUCAUGAGGGCGCCAAGCACAGCUCGAUGAGCCGGAUCGGGGGUUUAAUCCAGGAUGUUUUUACUUUUCUGAGUAAAACUGGAAUUUGUUGUUGGAGGUGGGAGUGGGGAACUGUCUACAACUUCCUCUAUAAACACGGUAACAUCACAGAUGAGGCCAUGCAGAGCCGGGAGUUUCUGCAUCUGGUGGAUGCUGGUUUAGCCAUCAACACUCCCUACCUGCUUGUUCUACCUCCGGCUCGUGAAGCUCACCUCAUCCUCUCGUUUGACUUUAGUGCUGGGGACCCACUAGAGACCAUCAGGACCACAGCAGACUACUGCCGAUGCCAUGCAAUCCCCUUUCCUGAAGUGAGAGAGGAUCAGCUGAAGGAAUGGGCCAAAGCCCCAGCGAGCUGCUACAUCCUCAGAGGGGAGACUGGACCUGUUGUCAUGUAUUUUACUCUGUUCAACGAAAGCAACUGUGGAGAUGACAUUGAGACGUGGAGAAAGAAAUAUGACACAAUGAAACUCUCUGACUCCUACACACCAGAUCUGGUGAAAGAUUUGCUGAGAGUGUCUAAGGAGAAUGUCCAGAUGAAUAAGGAUAAUAUCCUUAAUGAGAUGAGGAAAAUAGCUGUGAAACCUGUCAACUUCCCACGGGGGACUAAGGAGGACUGCUGGGGAGACACAGUGCAGCAUGCCCAAAGCUCUCGGACUGUGGAGAUCAAGAUGUCCAGCAACACGGACAUAACAUUCAGUGAGCCCUGGAGGAGGAAAGCUAUUAGCGUGGCUCAGUGUGAAGAUGCAGAAAACAUGGAAUACAAUAUGAUAUACUACUUGCAGAGUGGGCAUGUACUAGUGGACCCACCACCUCUGCUGUCUCCAGAGUCCACCAUCAACUGUUCCUUUGUGAAGAAGAACUCCAGCUUCCAGGGCACUGUGGGCAUACUGGUCUACCAGGGCCCAAGUGUUCACUUUGCAUUGCUGUUCUCUGUUCCCUUCAACUAUGCCCUUCACAGAAUUGAGUUUGCCUUAGCCAUCAUAACUGAGCCAGUCUCCAGAGACCUGGAGAGGGUCUUUGAUGACAUCAUUCAGGGCAAAGUGUCUCCGGAGCUAAAGGCAGCAAAGUAUGAUCUUCAGAUUCCUCAUGGGACCCUGAAGCUGGAACACGAUUCCUUGAUCAUCAGAGCCACAAUGUCCAACAUCCAUGUGGCUAAACUGGAUGUAGUGGUUGAGACCAAAAAAGCUCCUUAA